Messenger RNA from Girardinichthys multiradiatus, 1097 nucleotides. RefSeq names its product E3 ubiquitin-protein ligase RNF113A-like. Gene Ontology annotation, molecular function: metal ion binding. Gene Ontology annotation, cellular component: U2-type spliceosomal complex. Lineage: Eukaryota; Metazoa; Chordata; Actinopteri; Cyprinodontiformes; Goodeidae. Gene Ontology annotation, biological process: snoRNA splicing. Bases 56 to 1021 code for a protein of 321 amino acids. The record is from RefSeq and is a predicted model, not a curated record. The transcript is spliced from 10 exons.
CAAAACAGCAGAGGGCGCUGUGACCACAGAGGACAGUAACAUAGCUCUUUGCAAGAUGGCGGAAUCAGAGGAGGCCAAAGCACCUUCUUGUACGUUUCUGUUUAAAAAAUCAACCAAAAAAUUCUCCGGACGGAAAAGAAAAGCAAGUGGCAGUGACAAAGACAGUAACAGUGACGAGGACCAGAGCGCUGUGGUCAGGAGAGAAAAGAAAGAUGCCCGGGUCAACCCCAUGAUUCAGAGGACGAAAAAAGUGGAGAAAGAUGCUGUAUCUUCCAGUGAAAGUGAAGAUGGCAAGGAAGACAAGAUCACAGUUUCUUAUAAGUCUUCACGAUCGGCGAAACCAGAGGGACCCGAGGACAUGGGUGCAACUGCUACAUAUCAGCUGGACACAGAGAGAGACAAGGACGCCCAGGCGAUUUUUGAGAGGAGUCAGAAAAUCCAAGAGGAGCUAACAGGUAAAGAUGAUGAUAAAAUAUACCGUGGCAUCAAUAACUACCAGAAAUUCAUCAAGCCUAAAGACACCACAAUGGGCAAUGCCUCUUCUGGUAUGGUCAGAAAAGGGCCAAUCAGAGCCCCUGAACACCUGAGAGCCACAGUCCGGUGGGACUACCAGCCAGAUAUCUGCAAGGAUUACAAGGAGACUGGUUUCUGUGGUUUUGGAGACAGCUGCAAGUUUCUUCACGACAGAUCAGACUACAAACAUGGCUGGCAGAUUGAGAGGGAACUGGAAGAGGGCAGAUAUGGAGGAAAUGAUGAUGAGAAUUAUGAGGUGAGCAGUGAUGAUGAGGAUUUGCCCUUUAAGUGCUUCAUCUGCCGGGAUACUUUUAAGAAUCCCAUCAUCACAAAGUGCAGGCACUAUUUCUGUGAAAGCUGUGCUCUUCAGCAUUAUCGUAAGUCGAAACGGUGCUACGUGUGCAACACUCAAACCAACGGAGUCUUUAACCCUGCAAAAGAGCUGAUUGCAAAGAUGGAGAAGCACAAUGCUGCAACAGACCAGCCUCCAUCAGAUGAGGAAGAUUAGCAUCAUAUGAACUCUUUAAACCCUUGCUCUGUGUUUGUCUAUGUAAGUUUUCAAUAAAUAUUUUUUUGAAGCUUUA